CAAUUCAGCUUUGUCUCCCUGCCUACGGAUGUCCUGGAAAUAGAAGUUAAAGACAAAUUUGCAAAGAGCCGACCGAUCAUCAAGCGUUUCCUGGGAAAACUCUCUAUGCCGGUUCAACGCCUCUUGGAAAGACAUGCCAUAGGGGACAGGGUUGUAAGCUACACGCUGGGUCGCAGGCUUCCUACAGACCAUGUCAGCGGCCAGCUGCAGUUCCGAUUUGAGAUAACGUCUUCCAUCCAUCCAGAUGAUGAAGAGGUCUCCAUUAGUGCAGAUCCUGAGCCGGCUGACCUCCAGGAAAGCCCUGUGAACAACCCCACGGAGGAAAGCCUCGGUGAGCCUCCAUGCAUCAUCAACACAGUGACCUCAGAAAGUACAGCUCCAGAACAGCUAAAUGGAUACGAUAGCCCAGGGGCUGUCAAAUCACCUGGGGAAGUCAACCAGAACAGCUUAAAUGAAGAGCUAGCAGGAGAUGGGGAGGUUGAUGCGGUGCCAGUUCCUGAGCCCCUGGAAUCCGUCCCGGGAGAAGUGCUGCCUUCUUUGAGUGCUACGGACCUCACGGAUCAGCUGGCUCUGCUGGCUUGCAUGUCUCCUCCUGAGACUGAAGUUAGGGAAAAUAAUAAAGCCAAUUCUGGUACUCAGGGAGAUGGUGGCAUCUCGACCAGCAUAGAAACAUUAGAUACUGAUGAGGUGAGUGCAGAUGUGCAUGCUGGCAAGGACCUAGAGAAGAGUCAGGAAGAAGAAGGGGCUUCAGCCCAGGAGGAGGAAGACAACAAGCUACAGCUGAGGACCACAGCAAAGAGGAAAAACAGGCCAUGCUCCCUGCCCGUGUCUGAGCUUGAGACAGUCAUAGCUUCAGCUUGCGGUGAGCCGGAGACCCCUCGCACGCACUACAUACGGAUCCACAACCUGCUCCACAGCCUGCCCUCGGCACGGAUGAGCAGCGAUGGGGAAGAAGAGCAAGAUGAUGGGGAUAACAAUGAGGAGUCUACAGUCAAGGAGGUGCUGGAUAAGGAGGUGGUCAGUGAGAGUGAGACAGUGGCAGCAGAACCUCCUCUGGAAAAUGAGGCUGAGGAGAACUUCAGCCAGAGCACAGUGCCUCCUGGGACCUUGGAUGAGCAACUCUCUGACUUAAACGACGGGCUGUUGGAUGGGGAACUCCCCAGGACAGGAAGCGAGAGCGAGUCGAGCUCCAGGCCCAACGGUGACAACGAAUGCGAGGCGUGCGACACCUCUUGCUACAGCCCCUCUUGCUACAGCACCUCCUGCUACAGUACCUCCUGCUACAGCACCUCUUGCUACAGCACCUCCUGCUACGACAGUAACAAUCGCUUCUCCAGCCACACACGCUUCUCCUCCGUCGACAGUGCAAAGAUUUCCGAGAGCACGGUCUUUUCCUCACAGGAUGAGGAGGAGGAGGAGAACAGUGCUUUUGAGUCAGUGCCAGAUUCAGUACAGAGCCCUGAGCUGGACAGGGAGCAAGUGGAUGGCUCCUCCCAGUGGCCAGAUGAACUGGUAGCUCAUGGUGGGGAUCCACAGAGAGCCACAGAGGGUCUAGACACCCCAGUAGCAGGUCCAAGCAGCAGAAGAGAAGGUGAUUGUCCUUUACUCCAUAAUUCUCAGCCAGUCAGCCAGCUUCCUUCUCUGAGGCCUGACCAUCAUCACUACCCAACUAUCGAUGAGCCUCUUCCGCCAAACUGGGAAGCUCGGAUAGACAGCCACGGGAGGGUAUUCUACGUUGAUCACGUUAACCGAACCACGACAUGGCAGCGCCCCACAGCCGCAGCAACGCCAGAUGGGAUCCACAGGUCUGGCUCCAUCCAGCAAAUGGAGCAGCUGAACCGGCGGUACCAAAAUAUCCAGCGAACCAUUGCAACAGAGCGGACGGAAGAUGAUGCUGUAGUAAACAACAGGGUGGAGAGAGUUCCCACCGGAGGAGGAAGUGACUCUGAGGCAGAGCCUUCCCAGCCAAGCUCAGAGAUUAGGAGGGAUGGUUCCCUUUCUCCUGUGAAUUCUCAGAAAAUCACCUUGUUGCUGCAGUCUCCAGCUGUGAAGUUUAUCACCAAUCCCGAGUUCUUCACUGUGCUGCACGCGAACUACAGUGCCUAUCGAGUCUUCACUAACAGUACCUGCUUGAAGCAUAUGAUUCUGAAGAUCCGUAGAGAUGCUCGUAAUUUUGAGCGCUAUCAGCACAACAGAGACCUGGUAAAUUUUAUCAACAUGUUUGCUGAUACCCGACUGGAGCUUCCUCGCGGCUGGGAGAUAAAAACCGACCAGCAAGGCAAGUCUUUCUUCGUUGACCACAACAGCCGUGCUACCACGUUCAUAGAUCCUAGGAUCCCGCUCCAGAAUGGUCGUCUCCCUAAUCACCUGACUCACAGGCAACAUCUUCAGCGACUUCGUAGCUACAGCGCUGGAGAGGCCUCCGAAGUCUCUCGAAACAGAGGAGUUACUCUGUUGGCCAGACCAGGCAAUAGUCUCGUAACAGCUAUUCGAAACCAGCACCAUCAUGAGACAUUACCUCUGGCUUACAAUGACAAGAUUGUUGCAUUUCUACGCCAACCCAACAUUUUUGAGAUGCUGCAGGAGCGUCAGCCCAGCUUGGCCAGAAACCAUGCACUCAGGGAGAAGAUCCAUUACAUUCGGACAGAGGGUACACAUGGGCUUGAAAAGUUGUCCUGUGAUGCAGAUUUAGUAAUUCUGCUGAGCCUUUUUGAAGAGGAUAUUAUGUCUUACAUACCACUGCAGGCUGCCUUCCAUCCCGGUUACAGUUUCUCUCCUCGCUGCUCACCUUGUUCAUCACCCCAAAAUUCUCCAGGCCUGCAGCGAGCAAGUGCGAGAGCACCUUCUCCAUACAGGAGGGACUUCGAAGCCAAGCUGCGCAAUUUCUAUCGAAAACUUGAAGCCAAAGGGUAUGGGCAAGGUCCAGGUAAAAUUAAGUUAAUUAUACGACGUGACCACUUGCUGGAAGGCACCUUCAACCAGGUAAUGGCAUAUUCCCGCAAGGAGCUCCAGCGGAACAAACUCUACGUCACGUUUGUUGGCGAGGAAGGGUUGGACUACAGUGGCCCCUCCCGAGAAUUCUUCUUCCUUCUGUCUCAGGAGCUCUUCAAUCCCUAUUAUGGGCUGUUUGAGUAUUCAGCCAACGACACUUACACUGUACAGAUCAGCCCCAUGUCUGCCUUUGUUGAAAACCACCUGGAAUGGUAA
This is a messenger RNA of Eurypyga helias (sunbittern), 3207 nucleotides long. It is a transcript of the gene HECW1, whose product is annotated as HECT, C2 and WW domain containing E3 ubiquitin protein ligase 1. The annotation marks the transcript as partial. Lineage: Eukaryota; Metazoa; Chordata; Aves; Eurypygiformes; Eurypygidae. The transcript is spliced from 16 exons. The record is from RefSeq and is a predicted model, not a curated record. Gene Ontology annotation, molecular function: ubiquitin-protein transferase activity; protein binding. Gene Ontology annotation, biological process: regulation of dendrite morphogenesis.